Messenger RNA from Zophobas morio, 534 nucleotides. It is a transcript of the gene RpL23, whose product is annotated as large ribosomal subunit protein uL14. Gene Ontology annotation, cellular component: cytosolic large ribosomal subunit; ribosome. NCBI's taxonomy places the organism in Eukaryota, Metazoa, Arthropoda, Insecta, Coleoptera, Tenebrionidae. Gene Ontology annotation, biological process: translation. The transcript has 3 exons. The coding region runs from base 50 to 472 and encodes 140 amino acids. The record is from RefSeq and is a predicted model, not a curated record. Gene Ontology annotation, molecular function: large ribosomal subunit rRNA binding; structural constituent of ribosome.
AAGCAAGUGCGUUGCGGGUUGCCAACUUUCAUUCUUUUCCAUAUCCAAAAUGUCUAAGAGAGGACGUGGUGGUUCCGCGGGAGCCAAAUUCAGGAUUUCCCUGGGUUUGCCCGUUGGUGCAGUUAUCAACUGUGCAGAUAACACCGGAGCAAAAAACUUGUAUGUAAUCGCAGUGCAAGGAAUUGGUGGACGAUUGAACCGACUCCCGGCGGCCGGUUCUGGUGACAUGAUCGUCGCUACCGUGAAAAAGGGGAAGCCAGAGCUUCGUAAGAAGGUAAUGCCUGCAGUGGUGAUCAGGCAACGGAAACCGUUCAGGAGGAAGGACGGAGUCUUCAUAUAUUUUGAAGACAAUGCCGGGGUCAUUGUAAACAAUAAAGGAGAAAUGAAGGGAUCAGCUAUCACAGGACCUGUUGCUAAAGAAUGUGCAGAUUUGUGGCCGAGGAUUGCUUCAAAUGCAAGCAGCAUUGCUUGAUUUGUAUAAGUUUCCUUUAUUUAAUAAAAUGUAAAAGAAGAAUAAAUGUGUUCUUUGCCAAA